Molecule: messenger RNA, 3278 nt
Organism: Nymphalis io (European peacock)
Lineage: Eukaryota; Metazoa; Arthropoda; Insecta; Lepidoptera; Nymphalidae
Product: tumor protein D52
Exons: 6
Coding region: 577-1566 (329 amino acids)
Cellular component (GO): cytoplasm
Source: RefSeq, a predicted model, not a curated record
ACUGUCAAUAAACUUUAACUGCACGAGGCGAACUUGGUUUUUAACGUUGUUUUAUGUUUCGUCCACGCGUUUACGAUCCCUUCCUAACUGGCUUAUAUUUACGCUGUCUGAUUUAAGAAUUUGAAAGCUGAGUUAUAAUUUUAUAUAAGUAAACUAUCUCAAUUAGAGGUCAAGAUCAUAUAUUAAAACUGUCAGAAUCUAGCUUGCGAAGUUGUCGGUGAAAGUGGCAAAUACGAGCACUCAGGCAACGGCGCGAAACGAACGCGAGUGGUCGUGUUCACGGGGCCCGACGUGGCGGAAGAGACGAAAACACAUUGCGCGUUAUAAAAACAUACGAUUAAUUUAAGUAAUAUGUUAUUUUUAAUUGACUAUAAAUUAUGAUUGUUAAGUGAAUCAAAAAUUUUUACAAAUUGGUCUAAUUGCUUUCUUGUUUCAAAGUGAUAAUAAACAGCCGAAUUUCGCAAAUGUGCCUAUCAUUUAGUAUUUCAACAAUAUUAUUGGAUUCAAUACGGUCGGUUGUUCUCGUUGGAAAUAUGUUAGAGUCUCGCGGCAGAUGAAGCAGACGGAUUGUAUGGAAUGGCGAACCAUGCGCAGACGAGCGUGGAGCCAGCUAGUUUGGAGUACAUGGAGGAUCCGUACUUUUUGCCGCCGGAUGACGCCUCUACACCGAGUUUCGACGUGGCCGUAGACGAGUUAGACGAGUUGGAAAACUUAGUCAGCUGGCCGCAAGAUGACACUGAGGCUGACUGGCGCACGCUGCCCGACCUUGUCGAGUCCGCUCUCUGUAUUGAAACAGAAUUUUACAUGGAUAACCGCCGGCGCAGGUUACGGAUAUUUAGAAAAAAAAUGCGAGAAGUUCGAGUUACAUUUCAAGACUUAUCUAAACCAUAUCUUGCCAAAGUCUCUAGCCACACUAAUUACAAAAAAUUCCUUGGUAUCACUCCGGGAGCAGAGGAAGCGAUGACUGGUGCAGGCGCUGGAGACGCGAACACUCCCGACGAGCUAGCGGGAUUGACUCCCGAGCAGGCUGAGCAGCUCCGCGCCGAGUGGAGCCGGGAGCUUGCACGUGUUGAGGAUGAAAUCGCCACGCUUCGUACAGUUUUGCAGAGCAAAAUUCGUCAAAGCUCCGACUUGAAAAGGAAACUUGGCAUCACAGUCUGGAAGGAAAUAACCGAAGACGUUAAUCAAGGUUUAAAAAACGUUAAAGAGAGCCAAGUUUAUCAAACGAUAGAAACUCGCGUGGCUGCGCUUAAACAGGCUGUGACUGAAGCACCAAUAUACCAAAAAACUGAAUCUGUGAUAAAAACAACUGCCGAAAAGACUACGUCUAUCUUCGGCGGUAUAACGGCCGGUGUGUCGCACAAACUGGGCCAGAUGCGCAACUCGGAGUCGUUCCGCUCCAUCGAGGAGCGCGUCGGUACCGCUUACGAGAACGUCAAGGGCAAAGUGGCGUCCCGCUCCAACUCGACCCAGAGCUUCGACGAGGCGCUGCGCGACGCGUCGCGGGCGGGCGGUGCGAGCGGCGCCACGUCGCCCUCCAUCCCCGAGCACAAGCCGCUGCCCUAGUGGGCGCGCCGGCUCACCAGCUCAUCGACCUGCACGACGCCUCUCCGGAUCCACGACGGUAGUACACAGACCGCUCCACUUCGCAUCUCUGCCGCGGUUCCAUUUAUUCGAGUAUAAAAUGUAUAUUGAAUCGUAUUUAAAUAUUAUAUUGAAAAAUAAGAUUACUCCGUUUAUAAAUUGUACAAAUUGCAGUGUUAUGGCGUUUUCGAUGAUCAUUUCCCUGUAUCGUUGGUGAUCAUGUAAUUUUCGUUGUGUUCUGAAAAAAUACAUCCUAUUAUAAAAUUUCGUGGAAACCUUCAAUGUGUAAUAGAUAAAAACUCGUCCCGAAGCGUUUUGAUGAAUUAGUAACAAAAAAUAUAGCAAUAUGACAUGUUUAUAAAAAACGCUGGAUACGAGCUGCUAAUGUAUUUCUUUCGUAAUAUAUCGUAAUUAUUAAUUUAAAAGUUAAACAAUUACCAAUUUCAAGUUCUACGAAUUAUUUUAAUAUAAAUAAAAUAAUUUAUCACAGUAAAUAUUUUGAAAAAACACAUUAUUUUAGUGGCUUUUUGUGCAAAUGAAUAUUAUAUGUCGGUAUUAGUGUAUGGAAUAUGAAAUUUAUUACACAUUGUAGAAAAUUAUGUGAUAAUUUCUUCUGAAUUGACGAACACACUAGACACUUCAUGUUUAUAUUAGUUAAAUACACUUUGAAUAUCAAGCUUGUUUUAUAAAUAUUCAAUUUACAUCACAUGGCUUAAUUUUGCUAUUUAUCAUAAAAAGUAGUGAACGGGAUCGGAAGCGUCAAAAAAAAAUCGAAAAAAAAUUGUAUAUCAUUAGUGAAAUUAUUUCGUGGAUAAAAUAAAAAUAAAUUAAUAUAUUAACUGAUAUGUCCCUAAAUAAAAUAAAAAAAAAAAUACUUUUCUAUCGAAGGAUUUUAAUGAACGAAGUAUUUUGAAGUUUAAUUAUCUAUAGUAUAGUUUAUAUAACGAGUCUUCGUAAAUUUAAACUAAAUCAGCGCAACCAAUUCCGUUUACUGGUGAUAAACGAUUCACGCUCUGUACUGACGUGAUUAACGGUCUAUUCACUCUAAACAAUCGAAUUUAAAUAAUAAAAUCUAAAAAAAAAAACGUAUUAAAACUUAAAACAGUUAUAGAACUUCAUAAACCCCGCAGUAAUUGUCUCUUAUGUUUUAGAUUAUUGUGUUUUAGGGUCUUAUAUAGGUGUCUAUUUAGUACUUAACGUUUUUUAUUUAUUGUCGAUCCAAUUUUUUGUCGAUGCUGGUAAAAACAAUAAUAUAAAAUAUAACGUUUUGCAUUGUUUUAAUACAAAAAUAAUCAGAAAGUAUUAGUGUAUUAUUUAAUAAGAUUUCAUGUAUUCGCUUUCGAGUGUGAAUGACAAAACUAGUGUGAAAAUGUUAAUCGUAAAAUAAGACCAGACAAAAGCUUAUGGUUAACAUGGCAUUCCAUACGAUAUUAGUUGAGAUGAGUUUAUUGAGGGGUAUUAUGGUAAGGGGAUGUUUAAAUCGCUUCGCGGUGACUUUUAUAUAAAUAUAUACUUGUUGAAUACGCAAAGUCGUAAUGUAAGUAGUAGACUUUGUAUGAUGUACUUGCCGAAGCCUGUUAAGUCCAGUUCAAAAGAAGAUAUUUUUAUAAGAUGCUUAGCUUUCCUUUACUUAAAAUAAUUCCAUUAUUUACAUAAAAUACCUAAGAAAUUGGUGAAUAAAUUUAUGUAUUAAA